GACCGAUUUUGUUUGUGCAGGAAUUUUUAACGGCACUUUUUAGUUAUUAUUUUAAAACGAUUGUGUAGGAAAAUUUUUAAAUCUCACAAAAUGUUUGAAGCUGCAGCUCGUCUCCAGGCCCACAACCAGGAAAUGGUUAAGUGCCUCAGCACCUUGAGGGAACAGCGCCAAAAGUUAGCCGAUAAAGUCGCUAGCCAGGAGCAGUCUCGUGCCCUUUUGGAAGGAGAGAUUGCUGCUUUGCGGCAGCAACUGGCCGUCCUGGACGAGCAGUUGGAAAAGAAUCGUAAAAAAUUGACGGAUCAGGAACUAAAACUGAUGGAUGCUGAAUCCGGCUAUAAUAAAGUUGUCGAUACGAUGCAGAUCCUGUUGAUGUCGGUUCGGAAAGAUGAAAAGGAACUUUUGAAAGCGGAGGACGAAGAUGGCAAAAAAGGAGUAAAAAAAGUCGGAUAGUUAUGUGAGAUUAAUAUUUGUUUGUCUAAAUAUAUUUAUGACCUAAUAUAAGAUAAGAUGAAACACUUACAACUACACACAAAACUUUCGAGGCCGGAAAUUAGCAAAAUUUUGCUCAAAUUUGACCAGCUAAGUACU
Messenger RNA from Uranotaenia lowii, 588 nucleotides. RefSeq lists its product as uncharacterized. NCBI's taxonomy places the organism in Eukaryota, Metazoa, Arthropoda, Insecta, Diptera, Culicidae. Gene Ontology annotation, cellular component: ciliary basal body; centrosome. The transcript has a single exon. The record is from RefSeq and is a predicted model, not a curated record. Bases 91 to 450 code for a protein of 119 amino acids.